AUGGAGCCUACUCAUUUGGUCAGGAACUUCCUAAAGCUGCAGAAGGCGCUUCAGAAGCUUGAGGAAGUUGGCAUCCCGUUGGGAAGCCUCCGGAGCAAGGGCGUGAAUCAAAUUGAGGAAGUCCAGUGUGACGAUUACAGCGAAAAGGAGCGUCUUCUUGCAGGAAGAGUCAAUGAGCUCUUCAAGGGAUUUUCGGAGGAAAACGUCUUCUGCUGUGGAGGUUCAGUCAAGCUACCUGACAAUGACCAGAAGAGUUUGCUGGUCAAGCUUCUGGAUGGGGAUCCUCAGGAAUGCACAUUGACCUCGUCCUCUUCCGCUCCAAAAACCACGCUUGCUGAGACUAUCACGAACCUUGCCCUUAAGACCGUCAUUGAGAAGAGCAAUAUUGCGGGCUUUGGAGACCUGAAGGAGGGAGCUAAUGUGGUCAACUACUCCAUUCGGAAAGCUUGGGAGGCCUUUUUCCAUCUUGACUUUGACUAUACUCACAUCGAUGACCAUAGGACAUACGUCCCAGGCCUGUCUAUGGAGACUCUCGUCCGCUUGGGAUUCGGCAAGGAGCAAAAGCUCAAGCUGUUGAAGGGGCAUGCCACGGUCCAGACCAUCACGCAAACAUCUGUCCAGAAGUCGAGGCACAAUGAGAGUCAGGGUUACUACACAGCUACGUUCAAGGCGAGGGUCACAGAAGGCGAGCGCUUGUUAAAAUCGAGGAUCACCGCAACCAACAUUCCAGAACCGCACUCCUCCAGAGCAGGCUUUGGUUACUGGGAGUCUCCGUCGUUUUCCUACGUCUGCGACUGUGGAUCACAAGCUGGGUCGCCAACCGCUGCCUGGUGCCAGCACGCGUUGGCAACUCUUGUCGAGGUGGUCGAUCCUUUUGCCGGAGAGUCGCGUCCGGACUACAAAUACUACAAGGCGAUCUUCUUGCGGCCUAUCAUGGAGCAUAUUCAGAAGCACAUGGCACACGGCCACCGGAUUUCGCUCCUGCCGUACAAGAUCAACGUCUACGGGGAGGGAGGGUUCUUCAAGCGCCACGUGGACUCCCCCCGUAACGCGGAGAACAUGAUCGGGACGCUGGUGGUCUGCCUGCCGUCGGAGCAUGAAGGCGGCGAGCUCGUGGUCUCUCAUGGGGGGGUCGACCACGUGUUUGACUUUGCCCCCCUUUCCGGGGACCGGCAAACCGUCCAGUGGGCAGCUAUGUACGGCGAUUGUUUGCACGUGGUCAAGGAGGUCAAAAGCGGGUAUCGUGCGACCCUCACAUUCAGCAUCAUCCAGGAAGAAGCGCAGAAGGGGGGUACCUUUUGGGCCCCCAACCGAUGCCAUCGCUUACCGCACAAUCUGCAAGAGACUGGAUACAAGAUCACCUACGACGAUGACUCUCAUCAUUAUCUAGAAGUGGAGGAGGAUUUCACCGGUGGCCCCUGGAACAAGCCGGGGGCGGAACGCAAGGCUCAGGCCGUCGUCGAAGCGCUCGGGGCGCUCGACCCGGCCACCGAGUACGUCACCAUCCUGCUGAGCCACGACUACACGCAGGCCAACCUGGUCCGCCCGGAGAUGCUCAAAGGGACCGACUGGGAGCUUUACCAGUCGAACGCAAUGAACGCAAGCAUGGAUCUUUUUCUCUACCAGGCGGUGUCUCGCGCAUACCCGGUGGAAAUGCUGACGGUCGUGCUCCGCGACCAUUGGACUCUGCCGCACGAAUGCGACGAUCCGGAGAACUUCGCGGACGGAGAGGGGACGUCCGUCUGUUCUUGCUACGCGUUUUCAAAGGAGGACCUGGCGUGGCUGAUGGGAGAGGGGCCCAAGCCGAAGUACAAAUGGGAGGCGGCCGCGCGCGCGGAGAAGGUCCUGUUUGUGGCGCCCCGGCCAGGGCAGAAGGCUCUGCUGGACGCGAAGGAGAGCGGGUAUCACGGGAACCAGUUUGACGAGGGGGGGGAGAUUUUGAGUGUGUACUUUGAGGCGGCUCUGGUGGUAGAUUUGAAAAAGAAAGCGGAGGGGUGGUCUCGGAGCGGCGGAAGGUUGCGGUCUUUGGCAUGA
Klebsormidium nitens is the source of this 2034-nucleotide messenger RNA. The record is from the annotation of a GenBank genome assembly. NCBI's taxonomy places the organism in Eukaryota, Viridiplantae, Streptophyta, Klebsormidiophyceae, Klebsormidiales, Klebsormidiaceae.